AUGGUAAGAAACGCUAAUAAUCGUAAUAAAAGAAACGAAUUAAAUGAGGAACAAAAAUUAGAAAUUAAAGAAGCUUUUGAUUUAUUUGACACUAAUGGAACAGGGAGAAUAGAUGCAAAAGAAUUAAAAGUGGCAAUGAGAGCUUUAGGAUUUGAACCUAAAAAAGAAGAUAUACGUAAAAUAAUAUCUGAUGUUGAUAAAGAUGGAUCAGGCACUAUUGAUUUUAAUGACUUUUUAGACAUUAUGACUAUAAAAAUGAGUGAAAGGGAUCCAAAAGAAGAAAUAUUAAAAGCAUUUCGUUUGUUUGAUGAUGAUGAAACAGGAAAAAUAUCUUUCAAAAAUCUGAAGCGGGUUGCAAAAGAACUUGGAGAAAAUAUAACUGAUGAAGAAAUUCAAGAAAUGAUAGAUGAAGCUGAUAGAGAUGGUGAUGGAGAAAUCAAUGAAGAGGAAUUUAUGAGAAUUAUGAAAAAAACUAAUUUAUUUUAA
Plasmodium gallinaceum is the source of this 486-nucleotide messenger RNA. RefSeq names its product centrin-1, putative (gene CEN1). Gene Ontology annotation, cellular component: centrosome; centriole. Gene Ontology annotation, biological process: centriole replication; mitotic cell cycle. The coding region runs from base 1 to 486 and encodes 161 amino acids. Gene Ontology annotation, molecular function: calcium ion binding. NCBI's taxonomy places the organism in Eukaryota, Apicomplexa, Aconoidasida, Haemosporida, Plasmodiidae. The transcript is spliced from 6 exons. The record is from RefSeq and is a predicted model, not a curated record.